Pterocles gutturalis (yellow-throated sandgrouse) is the source of this 1122-nucleotide messenger RNA. It is a transcript of the gene TMEM177, whose product is annotated as transmembrane protein 177. NCBI's taxonomy places the organism in Eukaryota, Metazoa, Chordata, Aves, Pterocliformes, Pteroclidae. The coding region runs from base 10 to 945 and encodes 311 amino acids. The record is from RefSeq and is a predicted model, not a curated record. The transcript has a single exon.
GAUUUGACUAUGGCAGUGCAGUUCCUGCGGAAGGCAUCUGUGUGGCUAAAGAAGCACAAGAUCCCUUUCUUGGCCGUUUCUUGCAUGGGACUGUUUGGUGCUAACCUUUCCCAUCAUGUGUUUCCUGAGCAGACAUUCAAACUGUUGCAUGAGUGUUGGUCAGAGGGGCAGCCAGCUGAGCUUUCACAGAGGCUCUGUGGUGUCUUUCAGGAUGUCCUUCGAGAUACUGAUGUGAAGUCCCCUGGCUCCUAUCGAGCCUUUGCAGCUUCUGGCUUCCAGCCUGUGAGUGCUGGAAUACCCUGGCUGCCUGCAGGCUCUUUGGUGGGCAUCCCACUUAACUUUGAUAGCACAGCUGAGGAUAAAAAAGGAAUAGUCAACCAUGUUGUUGUGAUCAAUGGCAAGGAAGUAGACUGGGAGAGCAAUGAAGGUAUUGCUUUGAAGGAAGCUCUGACGUUUUCACUUGAAGCUCAGAAGUUUGCCAUUGCCAGAGAAGUUGUGUAUUUGCAGAACGGCAGCCCUUUGGCAAGUGCAGUUGUUGCUCCAACCUGUUUAGCUGGUACAUUUUUCUGUGGGACAGGUAUAAAGCGAUUUCUGGGUUUAUCUCCUGGCCCCAUGAUACUUCGCAGCAUCUGUAACCUCAUAACUGCCGCUGGUGGACUAAUGUGCUAUUACGUUUCUUACGACGCUGUGACCUAUCAUCUAGACUGCAAGGCUGACAGAAAGGCAGCUACUGUUUCCAAAGACUAUGCCAGAGGUGGGGUUGAAUUUUAUGAUAAAAUCUUGUCCCGCAACAGGAUUCUUCGUGGUCUGAUGGGCAAGCAGGGGGCAAAAAUGUAUGCCCCAAGUGGUAACCUUUUCCCAAGGCACUGGUUCAGAAUAAAGUAUACACCGUACACUUACCGAAGAGAUUUGAUUGUUAAUAUUUUAAGAGAGCUCCAGGCAUAGGAGGGGAGUGCUUGAAUUUUAAACUUGUGAAUUAUAUAUUCUCUUGGAACACUGCUGUGCUGCUUUUUAUUUUUUUCUCUGUAUCUUCAUUCGAAUUUUGGGGUUAAUUUUUGCAUAUAGUUCGAAAGGAGUUAUUGCAUGUUCUGUGAAUAAAGAAUUGUCUCUUAAAAUAUUAAA